AUGGACGACCGGAAGAGCUACGUGGUCACUGCGCACAAGCCGACGAGCGUCUCGCACUCGGUCGUCGGGCGCUUCACGGGCGCCAGCGACGUCAACCUCGUGCUUGCCAAGACCACGCGCGUCGAGAUCCACCUGCUUACGCCCGAAGGGCUCACGCCCGUCCACGACGUGGCGAUCUAUGGUCGCAUCACGAUGCUCGAGGUGUUUCGCCCGCCCUCGUCGCCCGUGGACCUCCUCUUUGUGUGCACGCAGCGGCACCAGUUUUGCGUCCUCGCGUACGAUCCGGCGACCAAGAGCAUUGUCACGCGGGCCCAAGGCAACAUUCGCGACCCGAUUGGCCGCAUGAGCGACGUCGUCACGAGCGGCAACAUUGACCCGGAAGGCCGCCUCAUUGGCAUGAACCUCUACGAAGGCUACUUUAAAGUGAUUCCCAUGGACGCAAGUGGCAAGCUCUCGGACGCGUUCAACAUUCGCAUGGACGAGCUGCGCGUCAUCGACGUCAAGUUUCUCUUUGGCUGCGCCAAGCCCACGAUCGCAGUGCUGUACGAAGACCAGAAGGGCCGGCACGUCAAGACGUACGUCGUCUUGGCCAAGGAGCGAGAGCUGGCCGAAGGGCCGUGGAGCCAGUCGCAUGUCGAGUCGAGCGCCAACUUGCUCAUUCCCGUGCCGGCGCCCGCGGGCGGCGUCCUCAUCGUGAGCCAGCAGAUGAUCGUGUACCACAACGGCAGCACGUGCCAUGCUAUCUCAAUGCAGAGCACGAUCAUCCAGGUGUACGGGCAGGUCGACCGGGAUGGCUCGCGCUUCCUCUUGGCCGACCAGUUUGGUCUCCUUCAAGUCGUCGCUCUGCAGCGCAACAAGGACGUGGUGACGGGCAUUGCGCUUGAAGUGCUCGGCGAGACCAGCAUCGCGUCGACGCUCUCGUACCUUGACAACGGCGUCGUCUUUGUCGGCAGCGCGACCGGCGACUCGCAGCUCGUCAAGCUCCUUCCCGCGCGCGACACGACAACCGGCUCGUACCUCGAGGUGCUCGACGCCUACGUCAACAUUGGCCCGAUUGUCGACUUUGUCGUAAUGGACCUCGACCGCCAAGGCCAAGGUCAAGUGGUGACCUGCAGCGGCGCGUACAAGGACGGGUCCCUUCGCAUCAUCCGCAACGGCAUUGGCAUCAACGAACAAGCGGCGACCGAGCUCCCGGGCAUCAAGGGCAUGUGGGCGCUCCGCAUGUCGUUUGCCGCCGACCAAGACGCGUACCUCGUCCAGAGCUUCGUGUCGGAGACGCGCGUGUUGGGGUUCUCGACCGACGGCGACGACGGUGACGUUGAGCUCGCCGAGCACGAGAUCCAGGGCUUGAACCCGUCCAAGACGCUCCUCUGCCGCAACGUGCUUGGCGAUGCGUGGCUUCAAGUCACCGAGUUUGACGUGCGACUGAUUGCGUGUGCGACGAGCGCGGUCCUUGCGACGUGGAAGGCGCCGGGUCGCAUCACGGUCGCGGCUGCCAACCCGUCCCAAGCCGUCGUUGCGAUCGCCGGCGGUGUCCUCAUCUACUUUGAAAUCGACGGCGCGCAGCUGCAUCUCGUGGCAGAGACGCGCAUGGCCCACGAGAUUGCGUGUCUCGACAUUUCGCCGCCGACGAGCGACACGAAGAGCGUGGACGGCCGCCACUGGGAGACGCGGCUGCCGAAGGCGUCGCGCGUCGUCGUCGGUCUCUGGUCGGAGCUCUCGGUGUCGCUGCUGUCGCUGCCGAGCUUGGCGCUCGAGACCAAGCAACUGCUCGGCGGCGACGUGCUGCCGCGCUCGCUGCUCACAAUCGCCUUUGAGAGCGUGGCGCAUCUGCUUGUGGGCAUGGGCGACGGCACGCUGCUCGUGUUUACGCUUGCGCACGACGGGUCGCUCGCGCCGCUCAAGCGCAUUAGCCUCGGCACGCAGCCGAUCUUGUUGUCGGCGUUCCGGUCCAAGGACGUGUUGCACGUGUUUGCGGCUUCGGACCGCCCGACGGUCAUCUACAGCAGCAACGGCAAGCUCCACUUUUCCAACGUGAAUGCGAAAGAAGUGAGCGUCAUGUGCGCCUUCGACUCGCCCGCGCUGCCCGACUGCCUCGCGCUCGCGUCGCCGGAUGAGCUCACGCUCGGCACGAUCGACGACAUUCAAAAGCUGCAUGUGCAGAGCGUCCCGCUGCACGAGUGGCCGCGCCGGCUCGCGCACGACCCGGUGUCGCACACGCUCGGCGUCACGACCAUCAAGUACACGCUGGACGAGACGCACAUGGAGGAGGUCGAGGUCGGCUACGUGCGCCUUCUGGACGACCAGUCAUUCGAUACGCUGCAUGCAUACAAGCUGGAUCCGUUUGAGAUUGGGUGUGCGAUCGUGUCGGCGUCGUUCGACGACGCGUCCCGCUACUACUGCGUCGGGACGGCGUACGUGCAUGAAGAGGAGCUCGAGCCGCACCAAGGCCGCAUCCUCGUCUUCCAGGUCGUCGCGUCCAAGCUCGUGCUCGUGGCUGAGAAGGAAGUCAAGGGCGCGGUCUACUGUCUGAACGCGUUCCAGAACAAGCUGCUCGCGGGCAUCAACAGCAAGACCCAAGUGUACAAGUGGAGCGACACGGACGACCUCGAGAAGGAGCUCGUCGCCGAAUGCGGCCACCACGGCCACACGCUCGUGCUCUUCCUCGAGUCGCGCGGCGACUUUAUCGCGGUCGGCGACCUCAUGAAGUCGGUCUCGCUGCUCAACUACAAGGCGCUCGAUGGCAGCGUCGAGGAAGUCGCCAAGGACCUCAACUCGAACUGGAUGACGGCGAUCGAUAUGCUGGACGACGACCACGUGCUCGGGGCGGAGGCCGACUUGAACCUCUUUUGCGUCCAGCGACAGAGCGGUGCGACGACCGACGAGGAGCGCGCGCGCCUCGAGUGCGUGGGCGAGUUUCACCUUGGCGAUUUCGUCAACCGGUUCCGGCACGGCUCGCUCGUGAUGCAACCGCCGGGCGCGACGAGCUCGCUCUUUGGGACUGUCAGCGGCAUGCUCGGCGUCGUCUUGCCAUUGGAUGCGGCGCAGUAUACGUUUCUCUCGCGGCUCACGAGUGCCAUCAACAAGGUGGGCAAGGGCGUCGGCGGGCUCCUCCACAAGGACUGGCGCAUGUACGAGAGCAAGCGGCACGUGAGCGAAGCCAAGAACUUUAUCGACGGCGACCUCGUCGAGAGCUUCCUCGACUUGCCAAAGGCGCGCAUGGCGCAGGUCGUCGAGCUGCUCAACGGCGACGGCGCCAUGGACGGCAGCCCGCCCGUCACGAUCGACGACGUGAUGGCGACCGUCGAAGACCUCGCGCAGCGUCAUUAG
This is a messenger RNA of Saprolegnia diclina VS20, 3330 nucleotides long. RefSeq names its product DNA damage-binding protein 1. NCBI's taxonomy places the organism in Eukaryota, Oomycota, Saprolegniomycetes, Saprolegniales, Saprolegniaceae. Gene Ontology annotation, cellular component: nucleus. The transcript has 3 exons. Gene Ontology annotation, molecular function: nucleic acid binding; protein binding. The record is from RefSeq and is a predicted model, not a curated record. Bases 1 to 3330 code for a protein of 1109 amino acids.